Centruroides sculpturatus (bark scorpion) is the source of this 2363-nucleotide messenger RNA. RefSeq names its product sulfotransferase family cytosolic 1B member 1-like. NCBI's taxonomy places the organism in Eukaryota, Metazoa, Arthropoda, Arachnida, Scorpiones, Buthidae. The transcript is spliced from 6 exons. Gene Ontology annotation, cellular component: cytoplasm. The record is from RefSeq and is a predicted model, not a curated record. Gene Ontology annotation, molecular function: sulfotransferase activity. Bases 228 to 1496 code for a protein of 422 amino acids. Gene Ontology annotation, biological process: sulfation.
UACGAUUUUUAUUCGUUUUAUAUCGGUAAUAAAAACAACAAUAAUGAGGAAAACUUAAUAUUUACGCUGUUUUAUUCAACAGAUAUUUGGAUUUCAUUCGAUAAAUAAUUCAGCUUUUGAAUUAGACUAAAUUUCUUUAUUUUUAAUUAACGUUUUAUAAGAUGAGAAUAACUUGUAAAUGUUUACUGAAAGAAUGAUAAUGCGUAGCCUACACUUUUUGUGCAGAUAUGUUGUCUCUCAGGUUCCUUUACAACACUCCCGUAGGAACGUUGAUAACGAAUUUCUCGAAUAAGGGAGAAAACAAGGAUAAAGUCAUUCCUUAUUCCAACGUAACGACGUCGGGAGAUGCCGAUUUGGACGAAUAUUUAUCUAAUAUUCCUAAGGCACAAUUAUUCAAAGGAAUUUGGUUACAAGGAUAUUUAGUGCCGCCGAAUAUUUUAGAAAAUUUAGAAAAUUUCCAAGUAAGAUCCGACGACGUUUUUAUCGUCACUUAUCCCAAAUCAGGUACCACGUGGACCGAAGAGAUAUUGUCUCUGAUAUACAAUAACGGAGACGUCGAGAAGGCCGAGAAAACGCUACUCAAUUAUCGAGUGGAACACUUAGAAGUCGGACGAGUGUUUGGUCAUUUACGUCACCUGAAAAACAUGAAAUCGCCACGAUUAAUGGCCACUCACCUUCCCUUUCGUUUGCUUCCCAAACAGUUAAGAAGACCUAAAUGUAAAAUCAUAUACGUCGCUCGAAACCCGAAAGAUAACGCGGUAUCUUAUUAUCAUCACCACAAAAUGAGCACAUUUUUAGGAAACUUUCGAGGAUCUUGGGAAAAAUUUCUAUCGUAUUACGCCAAAGGACACGUUGUAUAUGGUUCCUGGUUUGACCACGUGCUGUCCUAUUGGGAAUUUUACUUAUCUCAUCCGGAUAAAGUUCUAUUUAUUACUUUUGAAGAAUUAAAAAUAGAUUUGCCCGGGAUGAUAUCUCGAAUAUCGAACUUUGUAGGGUGUCCGAUCUCUUCCGAAGCGAUCCAAAGAAUCUCGGAACAUUGUACUUUUGAGAGAAUGAAGACGAAUGCCAUGGUAAACAGAGAAGUACUUCCCAUACCCGAUCUUUUCGAUAUGACUCAAUCGAAAUUUAUGAGAAAAGGAAUUAUCGGCGAUUGGAAGAAUUACUUUUCUCCGGAUCAAAACCAAAGCUUCGACAAACUGUAUCGAAACCGCAUGAAAGAUUCGGGAUUGAAUUUAGCAUUCGAACCGGAAGACGCCUUUACGAGAAUGAAGGAACACGGAAGAAUCGUGGUCGUAACUCCCGAUUUGUUCGUCGCUCGAAAAGGUUACGAUUUAGAUAAGCUAGAAUAUAUCAAAAGCCAGAAAGAAAAUAAAAACCAAACAGAACUCGAUGGCAGUCGUUCCAAUGCAAAUUUAAUGAGGAAUAGAUGUAGAUGCUUCAUACCCUCUUUCCAUCCGCAUUUCCAACCGGACAUAUUAGGAUUCGACGUAUUUUGAUAAUAUCGAUUAAAUUAUCGGGCCCCCUCCCUCGCCGCCCGGCCGCCCCAUUUCGGACCCGUCCGAACCCUAAUGGGCUUCCUAAAAAAAGAGGCCUCUUAGUGCCACGGAACAGAAAGAGUAAAGAAAAACGUAUCAAUUAAAUUACAAUUUUUGAAAAAUUAUUUCAAAAAUUGCUUAUUUCUACUAUUUAAGGCCGUGUAAAUUUAUUUGAUAUAUCGAUAGAAUAAAUCUUUGACGAUAACGCGAAGUAGAGGGGACCAAACUAUAGAAAAAAGAAAAGAUUGGAUAAACUCGACAAUUUCAAUCAUCCGAUAACGAUAAUAAUAAUACAGAAUAUUAAUGUAUAUACAUAUUUACAGAGAUUUGGUUUAGAAAUAACGAUAGACAGAUGUACAAUAAGCGUCGAAGCAAUGUUUAAUUUAAGGGCCCUCCGUUAAUUACUCGUAGAGGAAGAGAGGAAGGAGGUUGCGAAAAUACGUCGUCGUAGCUACACGAGAAAUCAAAAAUGGCUUUAAAAAUUGUAGGCGGUCCCUUAGCGCUUAACGACUUCGGGGCACGGAUCUACCGCACAUUUAUACGUUGUAAAGACGUAUUUCGACCGGUAUUUUAUCCAUGGCCAAACACUGCUUACGUCCAACCUAAUCGAUGCGGGGCGUAAGGUAUUCUCUAAAAUUCCGGAACCUUUUAUAAUUUAUAAAUAUAUUUAAAUGUGUGUAUAAUGUAUUCGGGUUUCCUUUACUUGGCAUUUUUCGAAACGCUACUCCUGUGUAAAUAAAAAUAUCACGCGGGAAGAAUAAAAAUUAAUCCCGUCGAUAGAUGGCAGCACCAUUAUAAGAAAACUGUGUUUUUAUUAAAAUUUUUCUU